Haliotis rubra (blacklip abalone) is the source of this 2539-nucleotide messenger RNA. RefSeq lists its product as uncharacterized. Lineage: Eukaryota; Metazoa; Mollusca; Gastropoda; Lepetellida; Haliotidae. The coding region runs from base 347 to 1069 and encodes 240 amino acids. Gene Ontology annotation, cellular component: plasma membrane. The record is from RefSeq and is a predicted model, not a curated record. The transcript is spliced from 3 exons.
GGCAAUAGCACUGCCAGGGGCGGCCGUAUCGCGGUGGUUGAACUGUAAAGGCGAGCGACCUACUCAUCUACACUGUUUGUCUGUACAGGUAGAUUUCACGCGGUUACUGUCCAUGGCCGACAGGUGCUCGCUAUUUCCAGUUGCGUCAACCCGUUUGUUAUCACCAGUGAAAUAGACAUUGUUCAAAGGCGACACACCUCUCUCACACAUGAGGCUUGGAAUUGACAAAGCGCUGUGGAUUUCAGGUAGAUUUGAGUUACCUGACGCCAGUACGUGAAUUAACAUUUCACUCUACGAAAUGAACAUGUAGUCAAUUUCACCCCGUGACGUUCAUUUCAUUUUCAAAAUGCCUCACUGGUCGGAAAAAGGACUCCGGUAUCAGUCAGGUGUGAUGAUACAGGUGGCUGGACUCUGUGUGUACGUGAUCGGAUUCGGCAGCCCCGCCUGGACACAAAUAUACUCGCUGUAUAGAGAGGACAGUGUCACGGAAUACCAUGGGUUGUGGCAAAUAUGUGGACAGACAAUAUCUUCGUGCCAGUUGUUCAGCCACGAGGUGCAUUCCUGGCACCAAGCUACUCGAGGUCUGACGACAAUCAGUCUGAUAUUUGCUGUGAUAUCAUUACUACUGCUGAUACGAUACAACUUCACCCAGUAUGCACGGACUGCAGUGGACACGAGGUCCGUGAAGGCGCUGCCCACUCUUGCAGGUAUCACCGGGAUCAUCGGCUCCUCUAUCUACGCAAUACGGACACAGCUGCUGGUGUCUCGGAACAACGUUACUCUAUCCUGGGGGUUCGCCCUGGCGGUGCUAGGGAACGCUAUGAUGAUACUGAGUGCCUGUCUCCUGUCUUCCCGACAGAGACGUCCACCCAACCCCCAGGCCAACAGGAUGCGGACUUGGUCGACGGAGGUGAACCUGCCGUCUGGUGGCUCUGCGGGAUUUGCCUACUUGGGAGGAUCAGGAGGCCCGAUGGUCAACCCAGCCUUUCAGGACGCUUCGUUCGUGAAACCACCCGACUUUGCUGACGCUCCUCCGAGUUAUGAGGAAGCAAUGAGGGGUACAGCAUGAUAUAAUCGACUCGGAACCGGCGGCCAAUGUAUUGUGUCGUGUGAACGCUGGGGUGAAGUCCUGGAAUAUUUUGAAAUGAAAUUAAUAGUGUUCUGAACGUGUUCCUCGCCUACCAUCACAAAGAGCACAGGAUACGUGGACAAUACUGAUCGAUAUGUAUUGAUUGUAACCUUUAAUUAAUGAGGGACUAGGGACUGGCAAAUGUACAGACCUAUCAAAUUUCAUUCAAAUCCAUCAAACCCCUCUUUGUUGCUCUGCUUAUUCAAUACGUAAGAUGUUUAUCAAUCUAACAGUUAAAGAUUACCCUAAGUACACAGAGGUCAAGGUCUAGACGGAAACUAGACAAUGCACUAACGGGCACAGUGCCUGACUCAAUGGUUGAGUAUGGUUUUACGCUGCUUUAAGUGAUAUUCCAGAAAUAUUACUGAGCGGGAAACCAGAAAUGACCUUCACACGUUGUACUUAUGUAGGGAAUCGAACCCGGACUUUCUGCAUGACGAGCGAACGCUUUUACCACUAGGCAACCCAACCGCCCCGGCAUAGUGCCUGAAGUAGUUAAUACGAACUGUUUAUAAAUUAUUACAUGUUAUCCUUGAGGUAAGGUGUUAUCAUCAAUAAAUGUUCAGGGUGUAAAAUUCGGUCAUCAUCUCCUCCAAAGACUUCUGUGGAGCAAGUGUAAGCUUUGUUUUUCACAUCAACUGGGGUCAGAAGAGCUUGAUGCAUUCCAUAUUCACGUGAUACAUUCUAUAUUAAUGUUUAUACUGUAGAGUGGUUUUGGCGUUUGCAUAACUGCAUAUUAUAGUGUGACAUUAACACAUGAUUGACUUUAAAAAUUGCAAUAUAAUUAUUACCUGUUUGUAACAUGAAACCAUAUGCAUUAUUCAGGAUUCCUGCAUAAUAUGCCAUGCUUCAGGAGUGGUCAGGGAACGGUACAACACUGACUGAGCUUCAGGAACAUCAGUGUCCACUGAAGUGUCUACCUCGACACUGUGCUGGGUGUAAAUCAGGGGAACUCAUUGUCCUUAGAGAACAUUACUGCUAAAGCUGCAAGUGGUCAUCUGUUAAUCAGUAGUUAUGACCUAUGUUACUCGAAUCCUUUAACUAAUGGAGAUCAGGCAGUUAACGGGUUAUGUUGUAUGCGUCAUAUAUGUAACAUAUUACACCAGCCAUGUGGAUUUAACAGACUCACGAAUGUCAAAAUAAUACAUAUACUUUUAAUACUGUUUCCUGUCGACAAUUUAAAUAUAUCAACAUGACAACGGCGAUCAUUUCUGAAUUACGUCCACUAAGAUGACUAUGUUCAUUGCGUCCAAACUAAUGUAUGUAUUAUAUUACGUCAAGAGUAAUGUAUGUAUUGUUUUACGUCAACAACAAUGUGUGCAUUAUAUUACGUCAAAUAAUGUAUGCAUUGUUACGUCAGCAAUAAUGUGUGCAUUAUAUUACGUCAAAUAAUGUAUGCAUUAUAUUACG